Molecule: messenger RNA, 1653 nt
Organism: Onychomys torridus (southern grasshopper mouse)
Lineage: Eukaryota; Metazoa; Chordata; Mammalia; Rodentia; Cricetidae
Gene: Mob3a
Product: MOB kinase activator 3A
Exons: 5
Coding region: 331-984 (217 amino acids)
Biological process (GO): signal transduction; positive regulation of protein phosphorylation
Cellular component (GO): nucleus; cytoplasm
Molecular function (GO): protein kinase activator activity
Source: RefSeq, a predicted model, not a curated record
CCACGCCUCCAUCCGGGCCCCGUCCCUUUAAGGGAAGUGAAUCCGGACCGCGGGCGCGGCCGGCGUGCGGCGUGGCCCUCCGCGGGCGUGGCCCUCCGCGGGCGCGGCGCGAGGCUCGGCGAGGCGGGAGGCGGCUCCAGGCCGCGGCGGUCCCGAGGCGGCCAGUGGGACGACCUGGAGAAGAGGACCCUGAGGUGCUGGUGUCCAGUUCUGAGCAGCUGUUGGAAGUCCACUGAGAGGACCAGAGAGGAGGCGCCCAGACGGCCUGUGGGUGACCGCACCAUCCGCUGUGGUCUCUGCUGCGCGUUCUGAGACCCAGGUGCCACCAAGAUGUCCAAUCCAUUCCUGAAGCAAGUGUUCAACAAGGACAAAACUUUCCGGCCCAAGCGCAAGUUCGAGCCCGGCACGCAGCGCUUUGAGCUCCACAAGCGCGCGCAGGCGUCCCUGAACGCGGGGCUGGACCUGCGGCUGGCCGUGCAGCUGCCACCGGGCGAGGACCUCAACGACUGGGUGGCCGUGCACGUGGUGGACUUCUUCAACCGAGUCAACCUCAUCUACGGCACCAUCAGCGACGGCUGCACUGAGCAGUCGUGCCCGGUCAUGUCGGGGGGCCCCAGGUACGAGUACCGCUGGCAGGACGAGCAGCACUUCCGCAAGCCCACGGCGCUCUCGGCGCCCCGCUACAUGGACCUGCUCAUGGACUGGAUCGAGGUGCAGAUUAACAACGAGGACAUCUUCCCCACCAACGUCGGCACACCAUUCCCCAAGAACUUCCUGCAGGCGGUGCGCAAGAUCCUGUCGCGGCUGUUCCGGGUGUUUGUGCACGUGUACAUCCACCACUUCGACCGCAUAGCGCAGAUGGGCUCCGAGGCGCAUGUGAACACCUGCUACAAGCAUUUCUACUACUUCGUCACCCAGUUUGGCCUCAUCGACCCCAAGGAGCUGGAGCCCCUGAAGGAGAUGACCUCACGGAUGUGUCACUGAGGGCCCAGCUGGGAAGUCCACAUCAGCUUUGUACAGCCUGUGUCUCAGGAGCGUCGUCCCUGCGUGGUGACUGUGAGCCCUCCAACUGACCUGUCCCCUUGCCUGUCUGCAGGGGCCUGAACUUGAAUUCUGUAACACGGUGUGCUCUCAGCUACCGGGUUCACACUGUGUUUGUACCAGAGCCUCUGGCAUGAGGCAGGAUCUGGAGCCAUUGCCAACCGCCCUUGACCCUCUCCACGUCUGUCCAGCCUUGCAGCCACGGCCUUGCCAUGUGUGGCCUCAACUCCGUCCCCCUCUUUCCACAUGGCAGCUGUUGUGCCUCUGAAGAUGUACUAACGUGCCAUGGCCUCCUCUGCCCAGGCCUGCCUUCUGGAUACACUCUGGUCAUCAGGCAUCGCCAGAACUUUCCACUCCCUCUGCCUAGCACUUGUGAAGGUACCUCUCCAGCACCCCCGGGCAGGACUCCCAGUAUCAAGUGUCUGAGGUGUCUGCAGGGUCAGGGUACACAUGCAUCAUGCCUGUGGUCCUAGAGCUCUGGAGGCAGGUGCAGGGGAAUUGUUGCAAGUUCAAGGCCACUCUGGGCCUCCACUGAGUCAGGCCCCCAUGGUCUCCUAACAAGACUGUCUUUAAAAAAAAAUGUAAAAGAAAACCGGGCAGUAGUGAUGCACA